This is a messenger RNA of Ctenocephalides felis (cat flea), 6632 nucleotides long. RefSeq names its product probable Rho GTPase-activating protein CG5521. Gene Ontology annotation, cellular component: nucleus; cytoplasm. The record is from RefSeq and is a predicted model, not a curated record. NCBI's taxonomy places the organism in Eukaryota, Metazoa, Arthropoda, Insecta, Siphonaptera, Pulicidae. Gene Ontology annotation, molecular function: GTPase activator activity. Gene Ontology annotation, biological process: regulation of small GTPase mediated signal transduction; positive regulation of GTPase activity.
UCGAACAAAAAUAUACAAAAUGCAGAACAUGUUUGCUAAAAAAUCACACCAGGAUGUUAAAAAAUCUAUUAGUAAAAUACAGGAUAUUAAAAAGGACUCUGUGACGAGGUUGAAACAUUUAAAAAUCAUCUUGGAACAUGUAGAUAUUGACGAAGCAAAAUCUCUAUUCGAAGCUAAUUACAGUCAUGUCUAUUACAUCCUUUACGACAGUUUUGUUCAAGCAGAAACAAAUCUACGUCAAAGAGGUUAGUAUUAUAAAUCAAUUCAAAAAGCGCACAAAGAAGAACUAGAAAAUGCACUAUGGUUAAUGCGCAGAGUGAUUUGUUUUUUACCAGAAUUAUUGUCAAGGGGAUGGCAAGCUCAUUCCCUUGGCAGACUUUUGAGUAAAGUAUUGCAUCCUGCUAACAACCAGAAAUUAUGGAGCGAAGGAGUCAGGUUAUUUUUAUUAUGGUAUCCGUUAGGUGAUAAUGCUCCAGCUAUGGUGCAUAGUAUGUACGCUAGUUUAGUACCAGGUUUAGGCUCAGCAAUAAUUGGUGACACCAAAAACAUCAACGCAUCUCCUGAGCUUGAAUUUAAUCCUACAGAGUUGUUACACCAUCCUAACUUUACACUGCAGAAAAACAGUGGUGCUUCAGUCUUCCACGAUACUGCAUCGUCUCCUGUCCAUUCCCUGGAUAUUUUACCAUUAAUUCCAUGCACCGGCCAAGAACGAGCUCAACACCAACCUCAUGUUUUUCUGGAUCUAGUUUUGGAUUGUAUGGUUCAAGCGUCAGCUUGUCUUGUGUGGAGGGAAAAAUGUGCACAAAAACAUGCUAACGGUUUCAGUUUCCUCCUGGACAGGUUCAGGAAGAUUUAUUUGCCUAUCAUAUGUCCGGAUUAUGAUAAAAGGCAUUCAUUGUAUGAACCUGUACUGGAUUUACCAGAAAUCCGGCAAGUUAACAAAAAAGAUGAACAAUUAUCCUUGUGCAGAGUGGUUUUGAUCAAGUGGAUUGUUUCUUAUACGCAUGAUAUGAAGAAGAUUGAUAAACCUCCAGUUCAACCACAGUCUUUACAAUCAGAAGAGGAAAACUCACCGUCUCUAGACAGCAUAGGAUUAGUUCAAAACAGUGUGAAUUUACAAAACAGCUCACAACUCGUCAGAGAUGUCUUAUUCGGCACCAGAGAAAACAUCAAUUUUAUUCAUGAGAUAUACAGACAAGCAUUUCUGUUGAGUUUUACACAAUCAGCAGCAAUUAGGAAAUCUAUUGCUGUUUACAAGGACUGGAUACAAAUGACGGUACCAGAUCCACCUCCAUUUUUAUUGGAACCGACAAAAAGUGAUCUCGAACAAGAAUCUCAAGACUUGAAUUUAGCUAUAAGGGCAGGAUUGCAAAAUGUUUUGCAAGUGUUUGUAACACAAGCAGCCAAUGUGUUUCUACUAAUUGUACCGGAAGAUCAAUUGCAUUUAUUAGAAGAACAGACUGAUACUUGUAAACGAGUGCUGAAUAUUUAUCGGUACAUGGUUAUGCAUGUUCAUAUGGAGGCAGCUACUUGGGAGCAAUUACUUCUUGUUUUAUUGCAAGUGACUUCUUUAGUUUUAACCAGGACAGACCCGAGAAGGAAAAAUGACACUUUAGGUGGAACCUUAGCACAAGCCAUUUUCCAAACACUAAUCGUGACGUGGAUCAAAGCUAAUUUGAAUGUGAGCAUAAGUCCUGAUUUGUGGGCUAAAUUUUUAUCAGUAUUAACAUCGCUCACACAGUGGGAGGAAUUAAUCAAAGAAUGGGCGAAAACCAUGGAGACUUUAACACGUGUAUUGGCACGUCAUGUAUAUUCCCUGGAUUUGGCAGAUUUGCCCUUGGACAGACUUUUGCAGGAACAAAAAAAUGGUAAACGAGGAAGGAAACGAACAAGUGCAAGAUGUGCUGUUAAUGUUGGGAAUGUUCCUACUCCUUCUGCACCCAUGAAAUCAGACAAUGAGAAUACAUAUACAGAAGACGAGUGCGACUUUUUCAACAGUUCAACGAAUGUUAGCAGACUGAUGAGGAGCUAUAGUGAAGGAAAUUUGUCGAACAUCAGGAAGUUGAAGACCACCAGGACGAGACAUCAUAGGAAAAAUAGGCCUAGUGUUGAACAUAAUGUUCUGCACAGUUCUAACGAUUGUACAGAAUUAUCAUCAAACUCGGAAAUAUCUCCAGCAAUCCACCACCAUCAACCGAACCAGCAUCUUCCACCAGUGGCUGGUUCAAGCACGUCUUCGGUUGCGAUGACCUCGAUCACUUUUUACCGAAAUCCUUCACGACCAGGAAUAGAACCACCAGGAGCUGGUCAUCAGUUAAAAAGGGCUUUGAGUCUUGACAGUGGCCUGGUGUUUUGGAGAGAUCGAACUGGACGAAGAGAUGGUAAUGAUAGUGACAAUAACACCAGGUCACCAUCUCCUAGUCCUUCGAGUGGAGUUGAUGGAGGAUCGAUAAAGGAUUCGCCUAUGCAGAUUGAUGUCUUGGGAGGAGAUAAUAGUUUAGAUAAUAGCGAAUGCGAUGGCCCAGAGCGUAGAUCAGUGAUAUCUGGUGGUCAGGCUCGUGGAUGGUUACCAGAUGUGGCAGCUGUUCUUUGGUCCAGGAUGUUGGGAGCUUUUGGUACAUCUAUUUUUUCUAAAAUGAAAGAAAAUAUUGGUGUCCCUAACGAUAAAAUCACUGGUCCAUCUAUUCCUGAUCUGGUGCCUCCAAUAGGACUUUUGGCAGCUUGGUGCUACGAUGCAAUUGAUUUGUUUCCAGAAAAUCCAACUGGCAAUAAUAAUCCUAUACGAUUGUUAUGUUUAAUUGCCAGACAUGGUGGACCUAUGUCGAAGGAACAACUUCCCAUGUUUUACAGCACUUUACAUAAAGGUUUAUGCGAUUCCAAGAUCGAAGCAGCUUCUUUAUUGGGUUCCUUGUUGUGUUUGCCAAAUUCAUCUUUGCCUAAACCAGUUUUGCAACCUGCAUCUCCAAAUGUUACUUUGAUGGAGUGCCAGAUUUACAGAAUUAUCAUCAAACUCGGAAAUAUCUCCAGCAAUCCACCACAUAUCAGCCCAACCAGCAUCUUCCACCAGUGGCUGGUUCAAGCACGUCUUCGUUGCGAUGACCUCGUCACUUUUACACGAAAUCCUUCUCGACCAGGAAUAGAACCACCAGGAGCUGGUCAUCAGUUAAAAAGGGCUUUGAGUCUUGACAGUGGCCUGGUGUCUUGGAGAGAUCGAACUGGACGAAGAGAUGGUAAUGAUAGUGACAUUAACACCAGGUCACCAUCUCCUAGUCCUUCGAGCGGAGUUGAUGGAGGAUCGAUAAAGGAUUCGCCUAUGCAGAUUGAUGUCUUGGGAGGAGAUAAUAGUUUAGAUAAUAGCGAAUGCGAUGGCCCAGAACGUAGGUCAGUAAUAUCAGGUGGCCAGGCUCGUGGAUGGUUACCAGAUGUGGCGGCUGUUCUUUGGUCCAGGAUGUUGGGAGCUUUGGGUAAUGUUAAUCACAUCAGGAGUGCACAUCUUCAUGCGCAGCUUUUUGAGUACUUGGUUCAUUUGAUGGAAACUUUGAUAAAGAUGAAAGAAAAUAUUGGUGUCCCUAAUGACAAAAUCACUGGUCCAUCUAUCCCUGACCUGGUGCCUCCAAUAGGACUUUUGGCAGCUUGGUGCUAUGAUGCAAUCGAUUUGUUUCCAGAAAAUCCAACUGGCAAUAAUAAUCCUAUAAGGUUGUUAUGUUUAAUUGCCAGACAUGGUGGACCUAUGUCGAAGGAACAACUUCCAAUGUUUUAUAGCACUUUACAUAAAGGUUUAUGCGGUGAAGACAAAUCCAUAGGAAAUACUGUGAUUAAAUAUUUAGGCGGACCAAGAUUUUUGAGUUUAUUACUUCCUGGACAUACUUUAUUGUUGUUGGAUUUGGUGCAUGCAGCUACUGUGAUUUUGACUUCAUCUGAUUUUGCUUCUCAGAUUCCAAGAUACGAAGCGGCUUCUUUAUUGGGUUCCUUGUUGUGUUUGCCCAAUUCAUCUUUGCCUAAACCAGUUUUGCAACCUGCGUCUCCAAAUGUUACUUUGAUGGAGUGUCCUGAUUUACAGGAACAUGUCCUAAAUGUGAUUCUACGUUGUGCUCGUCGUGAACCAACAGCCCGAGCACGUUGUGUGGCCCUAAGUUCCUUGGGCCAAUUUGUCUACCAACAAUUAAAUUUAUCCAAGCCAAGUCCCAGAAUCCGUGAGGCUGUUUUAGUACUUCUGCACGCCCUAAAGUUUCGUCAUCGUGUAGCUGCCCAUCAUGCAGCCGAAGCCUUAGCUCUGACUUUAAAUCACAAAAUAAUUGUAAGGCAUUUUUAUGAUUUGCCAGCUGUGAUAACAAGAUCAAUAGCAUCUGCUUUGACUUACUUAAGUCCGGCCCUGAACAAAAAAACUACAGAACAAGACAAAAAUUUAAUUAAUUCCAUGAUCAUGUGCUUGGGUGAAUUUUGUAUGGGGAUGACGCAGGAGUAUCUUCUCAAAGUUUUUCCUGGGGAAAAGGACUCAUUAUUGUUACUGGUUUUUAGAGUCCUUUACGCUUUGACGAUGGGAAAGGCUCCAAGUUAUGUACAAAAACAUUUGGACAGCGAUGAAAGCGAUUUUAAUUUUACAAUUUCAGUCGACGACAUGACUGAUAUAAUACCUUUGACUUUAUCGCCUUCAUCCAACAGGAAUUCAAAUGCUGUGAAUUCUAUUAAACUUUGUGCUAAAACGGUUUUGAUGCAUUUAGUAAAUAACAUCGGACAUUUCCCGAUGAGUGUGGGUGCAGCUAGACUUAGUUCAUUAGUUGAUGAAUUUGAUGAUUCUUUAAGAAGUGAUAAUGAUGCAAAUAAUCAAGUAAUGACGGCUCCAAACUUGCAACUAUUUUUACUCAAACCAGGAUUGAUUUGUUCGAUGAUCGAGUUACCAGCCCUAAAGUUACCAGGUGGUGGUGCAACUGCUGGUUUAUUAACAGCAAGCAUGCAGGUACGUAUGUUGUUACGUGAUCUUUCCGGUAAAUCAAGUUGGGACACCACAAUUUUAUACUGCGAAUUGGAAAACAUUCCUCGACCGAUACCUUGUGAACCCAUGGAAAUCCAUUAUGCAAAAACUUUAGGAUUGGGAAAUUCUGAAAAUCAACAACCCAUGUCUUUGUCGAUGACUGGAAAUCAGAUUUUAUCUUUGGGUUUGCCGAGGGAUGCUUUAAGACAUAGGCCAGCUGAUCAGUUACCAUUAUCGGAAAAUUCUGCUUGUGAUUUGGACCAACUGGACGAUCUUUUGCAAUAUAUAGGACAUACCAGUCCUGAGUGUUUGACUUCAGAAAAUUCGCCUUUGAACAGUGCGGCUUGUCCACCGAUUGAUAAUAACUUGGAAGCACAAAUAAUUUCUUCGAUUUUGGGACAACGAGCUUCUGAGCAAGAAUAUCUUGCCAGGGAACAACAUCUAACCAGUCUAAGUCCUUUAUCCGAGUGUCCCCCAAGAGCCCCAGAAAAUCACACCCCAUUCCAGCACUGUAGACUUCUAUACAGUCAACUCGGAUUGGCAGGUUGGACUUGUCGAAGACAACUACAAUUAUUGGCAAGAACUGAUAGACUUUUAAGGGAAUUGAGGAAUUUGGACACCCAAAGGUGUCGAGAAACCCACAAAGUAGCUGUGAUUUACGUCAGUAGCGGCCAGGAUGAUAAAAAUACAAUUUUGAGGAACAGUUGUGGAAGUCAACCUUACGAGAUGUUUGUUUCUGCACUUGGAUGGGAGGUGGAGUUGGAAUCUCAUACAGGAUUUUUAGGAGGUUUGCAAAGACAAGGUUCCACAGGACAAACUGCUCCUUAUUUUGCGACCUCGUUUUUGGAAGUUAUUUUUCAUGUGUCUACUAGGAUGCCUUGUGAUACACCUGAAGAUAUGUUGAGCAAGACUAGACAUUUAGGAAACGACGAAGUACACAUUGUAUGGAGUGAACACUACAGAGAUUAUCGAAGAGACAUUUUGCCAACUGAGUUUUGUGAUGUUCUAAUUGUUAUAUAUCCUUUGCCAAGUGGUUUGUUUAGGAUUACAGUAAAUAAAAAACCUGAUGUUCCAUUUUUUGGUCCUGUACACGAUGAAGCAGUCGUUGGUGGUUCCUGUUUGGCAGGAUUGAUCAGGUCGACUGCUAUUAAUGCCAGUCGAGCUAAGAGAACAGGACUUUCUGGAUAUCAACAAUAUUACGAAGAACGUGUACGUUCCUUGGACGUGGUGGCUUCCAGAUAUUCAGAACGCACCACAUUUGAAGACUUUUCUGCAAAAGUCUUUUGUCCAUCCCAAAGUUCUCUAAACAUUGUUUCUGGGACAUCAACAACCACUAUGAGUGUUCCCGAUAGUGGAAGACAUCAACCAGUAUCAGGCAGAGAUUGGAAUCAACCAGAGUUACAAAGUGGUGACCUGAAUUUCCAGUCGGUCGAUCUGAAUCAACAUGCAAGUUCUCCGAGACCAAUUAAAAGAAUUGCAGGACAUUUUACACACAGAAAUAAUGACCAGGAAAGUCCUACGAUGGGCCAGAGGAGAUACCGAUAAUUUGUGAAGAAUAUAUUUGAAUUGUCUAUAGAUCGAAGGAUAUUUAUUCGGUAUGUUAGAAUAUUUUUUUAAACUUUGAGAAAAGAUAUAUUAUAUGAAUGAGUAUUUUUGAUAG